Microsporum canis CBS 113480 is the source of this 2955-nucleotide messenger RNA. RefSeq names its product DDHD domain-containing protein. Bases 1 to 2955 code for a protein of 984 amino acids. Lineage: Eukaryota; Fungi; Ascomycota; Eurotiomycetes; Onygenales; Arthrodermataceae. Gene Ontology annotation, molecular function: metal ion binding; glycerophospholipase activity. The record is from RefSeq and is a predicted model, not a curated record. The transcript has a single exon. Gene Ontology annotation, cellular component: cytoplasm.
AUGGCGGCUCCCACACAUACAUAUGGGCGAACAUGUCUGCUCUACGAGGAAGAAGGCAACACCGUUAUCAAGGGUGGCCCUGAUGAGAUCAUCCCACCACCACCAACUGUUCGAGCACAGUUCUUCUACCUAUCUUCUCUUCCAAUCGAUGACCCCUUGACGCCAAUAACAGCCCCGGCUACCGGAUCGAAUACACAGCUACCUCCGAGACCCUUCUCGAGCCGUGAUAGCAUAGCUCUGGAGGAAGCUUGGCAAGCUCUUCGAGUUGAUUUUGAAAGAGAGAACAAACGUGAUUCUAGGGGCCCUGGCUCUAGGGAAAGUACCUUGAAGCGCUGGGACAUACCGCGAGAUGGAGAAAGAAACCGGCGAGGAUCGGAUGGCAAGUUUAUAAAAAGUAGCAAAUCUCUCCCGGCUUCACGUUUGCGGGCCGAUGGGAGGGAAAAUAGGAGGAGUCCGCUUGGGGUUCGAGAGAUUUUUGUGGAUGGCAAUGUUGCUGCCGGGAAGGACUCGAUAUCCAACCUUCCAAAACCCAGAAAAGGCGACUCUCCUGACUUUGAAACAACAAAGCAACGACGAAGGACCCUCGGAUCCCAUGAAACUAGCGAAAAAUUACAGAUAUGCCAGAAUACACCAGUUCAACCCGCAUCGGGACCACCGACGAGAACUGGCACAUCAUAUCAAAAUAAUGAGGAUGGUAGAAUGAGAGCGAUGGCUGAUACCAAUGUUAGCGGAUCUCCGUUCAUUCGAGCACCUGUCAGAGAUCGAUCGGACUCUGGCGCUAGCUCCGCCUGGGGGAAUGAGGACAUACUCGAGCAAAUGAAACGUCCGCAAAAUGGAGAAUGCAAGUCAGCCCCGGCCCUCAAGGCAGCUCUGGAGUUAGACGGCGACGUCAAACCCAAACAUCAGGACACACCGUCUCCAAGUUCAGGUUCUCGUCCUUCAUCCUGUGGCUCAGAAGUUGACACGGGUGUGACAGUGACUGUAGGCGCAGCCCGUCUUCAUCUCGUAGAGCUACCAAAACUGCAGAUGAAACCUAUUUACUGGAGUCCCAUUAAUGAUAUCUCAAAUGUCAUUAGAGCAACUUGGUUUUACAAGAAUACCAUGCUUCCUGUGGAAACAGAUCUCGCCAACCAUCUGGAAGAUGGUUACAUGGAAUUGAAACCCUGGACACAAACGUGGCAAGAUGAGCUCGAUAGCUGUAUGGAAAGUGGCGCAGAAGCGGAAGAGAAAAUCAUAUACAAGCUAUGGCCUGAUGAGGUAUUAAAAAAAGCAGACAAAGCCGGACAUGAAUCGCCUGAAAUGAUGUCCGCUGCAAGCGCGCAUCUAUCGCGAAGUGCGACAUAUCCUGAUUUCGGUGUAAAUAGAGCUGCAGGUGGCGUGGAAUACCAGGUAGAUACCACGCGGCAAUUCAAGUCCUCCAGUGUCAUAUAUGUGAAUGCGAAGGAGGCACAAAUUCUACGACCAAGCCUUUUACCAUCUGUUGCAAGGGGACGACGACCUCUUGGUCCAGUACGAAAGGGCAGGCAGAUUGGUAUUCCUGUUAUACGUGGUUUCAGCCCCCAGCUUUGGGAUAAACUGCAUCCGUCAAAGUUCGUUUCUACAAAUGCAAGGAAUUUCAUGAAAAUGCGUGAAAUGGCAUCUGGGCCUGCCUCUGCUUCUCGCAGACAGAUCUGCUAUGCAUGUCAAAUGGAGGAUAAGAGACAAGAUGUAAGCGACCUUGUUUUGGUUAUACAUGGUAUUGGCCAGAAGCUAUCCGAGCGUGUGGAGAGCUUCCAUUUCACACAUGCGAUCAAUGCAUUCCGGAAGGAUGUGAAUGCAGAGCUGAGCAGCGACGCCGUAUGGCCUCAUAUGCGCCCUGGACAGGAGAACAUAAUGGUUCUUCCUGUAAACUGGCGUACGACUCUCUCCCUUGAAGGCACAGAGGGAAGUACUCCAGCGGCCGAGGAUCCUCAUGCAAAUAACUUUUCUUUGAAAGAUAUCACUCCCGAUACAAUUCCAGGAGUCCGAAAUCUUAUCAGUGACGUUAUGCUCGACAUUCCGUACUAUCUGUCUCACCAUAAGCAGAAAAUGGUACAUGCCGUCGUAAGGGAAGCUAAUCGAAUAUAUCGACUUUGGUGCCAGAAUAACCCUGGUUUCCAGUCUCGUGGAAGGGUACAUAUAAUUGCCCAUUCCCUGGGAACAGUUAUGGCGAUGGAUAUUCUCUCACACCAACCGACCGUUCUUCCGCCCAUCGACUUUUCAAAUACAGAGAUUACCGAGACAAUGUUCGAGUUCGAUACCAAGAACCUAUUUCUUUGCGGUAGCCCGGUAGGAUUUUUCCUCUUGCUUAACAAAUCGGUUCUCCUUCCUCGAAAGGGUCGAAAUAAGCCAGGAAUGGAUCAUGGUGAGGACGCCGGCCGCGGUAUUGCUGGCCAGGCUGGGAAGUAUGGGUGUCUAGCCGUUGACAACAUAUAUAACAUCCUAAACGAUACAGAUCCCAUCGCUUACCGUCUGAAUGCGGCAGUGGAUGCUGACCUCGCAAAUUCACUCAAACCAAAAAUCAUACCCAGUUCGUCGACCUCGCUGUUACAAAGCAUUACUAGCGUUUUUCGCUGGGGUUCAACGUACACUACCGGUGCCACAGUCGGCAGCACAGCUCGAGGUGCCACAGCUACUAUGUCCAAGCUCCCUUCAAAUAUCGAGUUGGAAACUCAUGACUUUACUCGGGAAGAAAUCGCCGAAACACGCAUGGCUCUUUUAAACGAUAAUGGACAGAUAGAUUUCUAUCUCAACGUUGGUGGUGGCCCACUAAAUAUUCAAUAUCUCAACAUGUUAAGUGCACAUAGCAGUUACUGGAUACUGCAAGAUUUUGUACGAUUUAUUGUCGUGGAGAUUGGGAGAGUUCCUGGUAGAGAUGGAGCGUUAUUAGCUCUUAGAGCAGAGAAGAAAAAAGGGUGGAAAGUAGGCAAGGCAUAA